This is a messenger RNA of Symbiodinium natans, 309 nucleotides long. The record is from the annotation of a GenBank genome assembly. Lineage: Eukaryota; Dinophyceae; Suessiales; Symbiodiniaceae.
AUGUCCAGCAUGGCUCAUCCCAGCUGGCUGGAGGAGGACUGCUGGCAGAGUUUGCAGGACGCCUACGGUGGCUUCCUGUUCAACGAGGAUGGCCAUCGUGACGGAAGGCCGGGCAGCCGGGUGGUGGCCGUCCUGCCGGCCCUUGGCCGCACCGUGACGGUCGGCUAUGAAGAGGCAAAGCUGUCAGUGGCACAACGGGUGUGGCAAAUCGAGCAGGCGGCUUCGAAGAAGACUUCGCAGCCGGUCCUGUUAGGAAGGGCCACGCCCGUAGUUGCGCCCGUCCAGAGGGACAAGUCGUGGCUCCGAUAG